CUCUUUUUCCUCUGGAGGGGUGGACACUGUAAAAAGGCUCAGCAGCAGCAGCAGCCUUUCACUCAGCCUUCCUGUCAUUACCUGUACAGUCCAGGAUGAAGAAGAAGCUGAUCCUUGAUGUAGACACGGGCGUUGAUGAUGCUCAGGCCAUCAUGAUCGCCCUCUCCUCCCCAAAUGUGGAGGUUUUGGGGAUCACCUGCUGCCAUGGCAACACACCUUUGAAGAACGUCGUCAAGAACACCCUGCGUGUCCUGAAAGUUUGCAAAAGGCUGGACAUUCCGGUCUACAAGGGUUUCUCACAGCCCCUACUGGACAACAAGCGACAUGCCGGGGAUUACCACGGAAUUGACGGACUGGGGGAUGUCCCGGAUCUGGAUGCUCCAGGCAUAGAGUUGCUGCAGAAGGAAGAAGCAGUGCAGGCCAUGAUCAAGAUCGCAAAGCAACAUCCUGAAGAGGUGAUCCUUGUGGCCACCGGACCGCUCACCAACCUGGCGGUCGCCGUGCAACUAGACCCCUCUUUCCCCAAGAGAUUGAAGGCACUCUACGUCAUGGGUGGAAACACCGACUCCAGGGGGAACACCACGGUGUGCGGAGAGUUUAACUUCGUAGCUGACCCCGAGGCGGCUUACGCGGUGUUGGAGCGCUUCAACUGCCCCACCUACAUUGCCACGUGGGAGUUCAGCUGCAGGUGCAGCCUUCCAUGGUCAUUCUGCGAUGAGUUGUUCUCCCAAAAAUCAGAGAAAGCUGCCUUCAUGAAAAAGAUAUCGGCCCUUUCAAUGGCGAAAGCUAAAUCAGCCGAUUACCAAAAGGAGGUCAUCGCAGGAGGAGGAUUCAAUCCCUGCGACGUCUUCGCUUUGGCUGCUGCGGUCGACGACUCAUUCAUCACAAAGAAAGAAGAGGUGGCAGUGACUGUGGAGCUGGACGGGAGGCACACCCGGGGCAUGAUGGUCCUGGACUACAUGGAGUUGCUGAAGAAGGAGCACAAGGUCUUCAUCAUGAAAACUGUGGACUUGGAGAAACUGAAGAAGAUGCUGAUCAACGCCGUAAAGUAGAGAGAAUGUGUGACAAACAUGAAUUUGUCAUGAUCAGUGCCCCCCCCCCCCCCAUCUGCUCCCUUCCCUGCCCCUUCAUGACAUGCCAGGUUUUCUGCCCCUCUCCUUCUUGUUUUGUUUAUCCAUCAGCUCCUGUCAAUCUGCACUUCAAGUCUGCACAUGGCACUUCUCUGUCACCUCGCCCCCUCAGCUGAUUCACUGCAAUCAACCUUCAUGCCUCUCACCUGUUCUCUCCACUACUUAAACUCCAUGCCCACACUCAUUCGGCGCAAGAUUAUUAAACCUCCCAUUGUCCCCGAUUCUCAAGCCAUUCAUAGUUUCAUGCCUGAACCUCAAGCCUUUUUAUUGGAUUUGCCCCUCAAACCACGUUAUUGCAGCUGCUCUGCACAGGACCAGUGACAUCAUCGCUGCAGACUUGACAGGUGACUCUCACUCUUCAUCUGCCUGUGAAGACUGUCAUCUCAGCUGAUCCUGACUUUGCUCCCACAGCCUAUAAUAAAUAAAAAAAGUGUUCUUGUUUUUGCA
Messenger RNA from Nematolebias whitei (Rio pearlfish), 1577 nucleotides. Its product is annotated as inosine-uridine preferring nucleoside hydrolase. The transcript is spliced from 8 exons. Bases 96 to 1052 code for a protein of 318 amino acids. NCBI's taxonomy places the organism in Eukaryota, Metazoa, Chordata, Actinopteri, Cyprinodontiformes, Rivulidae. The record is from RefSeq and is a predicted model, not a curated record. Gene Ontology annotation, molecular function: hydrolase activity, hydrolyzing N-glycosyl compounds.